Naegleria fowleri is the source of this 750-nucleotide messenger RNA. RefSeq lists its product as uncharacterized. The transcript has a single exon. Lineage: Eukaryota; Heterolobosea; Eutetramitea; Acrasida; Naegleriidae. The coding region runs from base 1 to 750 and encodes 249 amino acids. The record is from RefSeq and is a predicted model, not a curated record.
AUGCAACCACAUGCUGAUCAUCCUUUUUAUCCUCUCGUUCCAUAUCCAAUCGCUAAAUACAUUGGAAAAGACAGAAUUGGCGAGGAAGGAAGAAGAACCUACUUGUAUGGAAUUCGAAGUGGUUUAAAGAAUGGUAAUAUGGAAUAUUGGAUUUCCAAUGCCACCUCUGAAAGCAAUGAUCAAAAAACCAUCUUCACAUUAGAUCGUUUCAUGUUCACUUCUACUGUACAUGCCUCUUUGAAUGCCAAAUGGGAAUUCUCAAACAUUCAACCCUUGUCUGAGACCAAAGACACUUGGUUUGAAGUUUGGAAGACUCAUUCAUGUCCACCUCCACCUACAGCCAUUACUUCUCCAUCCACAGUGAGCAUUAAAGGAUUUGUCAAGAACGAGAGCUCUCGAACCUUCACAGGUCUAUCCAACCUACAAGUCAAGUUGAAAUAUCCAGUUCAUGACUACAAAGACGUGGAUGAGAAUGAUCCUUGGGUGGAAAUGACUGUUCCCACGAAUGCCAUUGGUUUAUUUACCUUUGACAACAUUCCACGUGGAAAGAAGGUCUUUUUAGAAAUUAAUAAUCCAAACCAUGGUGGAAGUGCUCUCAAAAAGACAUUGCAAGUUCACUCGGACAUUCUUCCAAAUACUUUUGCUGACUUCCAUUUGGUGCCUACCAAGUCAUACUUGUCAAAAAAGAAAACAAACACUUUCAAUGUUUGGUUGAUGAGUUCUCAAGUUCAGAUUGGGUAUUAUUUAUAA